This is a messenger RNA of Asparagus officinalis (garden asparagus), 4172 nucleotides long. RefSeq names its product protein SCAR4. The record is from RefSeq and is a predicted model, not a curated record. The transcript is spliced from 10 exons. Gene Ontology annotation, biological process: actin cytoskeleton organization; positive regulation of Arp2/3 complex-mediated actin nucleation. Lineage: Eukaryota; Viridiplantae; Streptophyta; Magnoliopsida; Asparagales; Asparagaceae. The coding region runs from base 305 to 3868 and encodes 1187 amino acids. Gene Ontology annotation, cellular component: cytoskeleton. Gene Ontology annotation, molecular function: protein kinase A regulatory subunit binding; Arp2/3 complex binding.
AGCUUUCAAUCGUACACCCAAAAUUAAUCCUGCUCCGCACUGACACCAGAACCCGUGCUGCUGCUCCGGCAUCGAGAAAAGCCUGCUUGCGGCCUUUCGGUACUUGGGCUCCGCUGGAAUCCUCAAACCCAGCAAUCUCUACGAAUAAUAAAUACGGGACCAUUUUCACUUCAACCGAGACCCAAUUAAUGAAGCGUUACGGUGGACCCCAUUAAAACUGCCCCAAUUCAAUUCAAUUCUCUCCGAGCUCUGAGCUCGAGCUCUAAUGGCGAGAAUUCAGUGAGAGGACAAUCGACAGAGAACGAUGCCGAUUGUUAGGUAUGAGAUUAGGAAUGAGUUAGGGUUAGGGAGCUCGAAGCUCUAUGGAGCUGCAGCGACGAGGGAGGACUCUGAAGCUUUGCUCGAAGGAGUUGCUGUUGCUGGGCUCGUUGGGAUCUUGAAGCAGUUGGGGGAUCUCGCUGAGUUUUCUUCGGGAAUUUUCCAUAAAUUGCAUGAAGAAGUGAUGGCUACAGCCAGUAGAGCAAAUGUACUGGCUCUUCGAGUUCAACAGGUAGAAGCAGAGAUUCCAUCAGUUGAGAAGUCCCUUCUCUGUCAGAAUAGUGAAACUCAUUAUUUUCACAACAUGGGCACUAACUGGCACUCGAAGCUUCAGCUGAACCAUAAUGUAAUAAGUGGAGAAGGCUUACCUCAGUUUAUGAUGGAUUCUUAUGAAGAAUGUCGUGGCACACCAGAUUUAUCCGUGCUGGAUAAGUAUGAUGUUUCUGGUGCUGGGGCAUGUUUAAAGAGAUACUCAGACCCAUCAUUUUUCAAAGUUGGAUUAGCUUCCUCAGGCAUUGUGGAAUCACAAGUUGAGAAAGAAAAAGUAAUGCAUGAAAGCAAGAAGAAGAAAAAGUUUUGGAGGAACGGUGAUGCCCCUGCAAUUUUUUCAACACCAAAAAUCAACUCCAAAUUGCAGUUCAUGACAUCUGACCAAGCUUCUGAAGAAUUUCCAGGCACGCAUGUGAAAUUAAAAUCUAGAGACUUGAAUGGGUCAGAUCCCACAACUAGUUACACGGAGUGCCUCCAUCAAGUUCUUUUACCUAAGGAGAAUUGUCAAUCUAACAAUUCAAAUUGCUGUUCUCACAUAAAGAUGGAAUCAAUUGGUUCAAGUGAAUCCAUUUCUGAUGUAAAUGGAGUUCCCUUUGAUCCUUCUGCUGAAAUAGGAAAAUGCCCAAACCAAUAUCCCAUAUUUGAAGACACAUGUCAAAUGGUGAAGAAAAGAGUGCCUGAACAUGAAGAAAGCACAGAAGGUAGUGAAGAUGAAUUAAAUGCUAGUUCAGGUUUUCAGGAGAUGGAUCAGAAGGAGCUUUCAUCUGAUAAUGAUUGGAGAACAGGAGGCAGCUCUGGGGGCUAUAACUCUGAUGACAUUGCUAGUGGUGUUGAAAAUUACAAGGAUGCCCGGAAUACCAUGGAGUCCGACGUUGAAUCAGAUUAUGAAAACAAUGCAAAAGCAAUUAAUUUCCGCACCUAUGAUGAACAUGAGUUAAAAGCUCCAGAUUCUAGGCUAGAUUUUGAUGAAAUUUUUAACUCAGUGGAGUCAGAUUCAGAGAAGCUUAUCAAGAACAGGGUUGCUCUUGAUUUACCUUCUAACCAAGAUAUAUACCUAGAUGAGACUGAUGACAAAACUCCGGCAGGAUUGAGUAACCUUGAGGCUAAGUUAGAUUCUUCAGGGAAUUUGCUUUCUAGUGGAGAACACAGUGCCAAGGAAACUCUAAUUAGUGCCAUAUCUGGGCACAGAGAAGAAUUUCUUAAUUGUUCAGUUAUGGGUUCAACUUCCUCUGCUAAGCAUUCAUCUUCUAACGGAGAUCCUGAUAGCACCUCAUCUGCUACUAGCAAUAUGGAUGAGAUAUCCUCAAGUCCUUAUGGUAGAAAAGAUGGUGGAAGGCUUGAAGUUGAAAUUUCUACCAGUUUGAUCGAAGGUUCAUCACCUCCAUCAAACGUCCUCAUGGGAACUUCACAGGAUUGCGCAAAACAAGUUGUAGAAGUUUCUCAAGAUGAGAUCACUACACAGCUAGGACAUUCCUCUUCCUCCAGCAGAAGUCCUAAUUCAAAGCAGAGACACAACUCAGUUAAAGAAUUUAGAAACCUCGGUACAUCUCAGGAUGACAUAGGGUCUCGAAGAGUGGAAAUGACUCUUGAAAGUACCAAUUUGCAGCCUUUAUGUGAUGAAGAGUCUCAAGAACCCUACAAUACAGGCUCAUUAAAUUCAUGUCCUUGGAAGGAAGAAAUUCUUGAUAACACGCAACAGUCAUCUAAGGUGUCCGAUUUCUCUAAAGAUGCAGUUCACGCUGAGGCAGUUGCCUCAUUCGAACAAUCAGCAGUCCAGAAUUCUAUUGAAUCUGACUGUUAUAAUCAAAUUUCUUGCUCAGGUAUAGAUCAGGAUCAUCUGGACCCUUUUGAUGCUAAUUUAUCCAAUGGCCACACACCUCCAUCUGGGUUUGCCCAAAUGGAUUUGCAUCCAAAUAAUAUAGAAGAGGACUGUAUAAAUCUAUCUGUAACUGACAAAGGUUUUGAUCCUGAGACAUCCUCUUGCUAUCAUCAAGAGAGUGCAAAAGAAAAGGAAACCCUUCGGCUACAAUCUGGAAGUGUGCCCAAAAUUAUAUCUUUCGAGCGAUACCUUUCUAUGAAAAACAACGGAAAUGAAACCAAUCUCCUAGAUACCGCCGGGGAAGUAUCAGAUUCAGUGACUGAGCCAGAGUCUUAUGACACUGUCAAUAAUGUCACUUUUGCGGAGUUUUUGAAGCUUGCCCAGAUGGACUGGCUUCUAAAUAUUGAAAAAGAGGGUUCUGUAGAUCCUCUACAGAGCGGAAAACGUUUUGAUCGACAAGCGCCCUUGCAGAUGACUCGGAAUGCAAAAGAAGACUUGUUUCUGUCUUCUCAUUUGGUUACAAAGAAGGCAAAUUCAUUCGAAGAAACCUCUGACAUGCAAAUUGAAAGUGAAUCUAACAUGACAUCGUUACAACAUCCAAGUGGGAGUGAAUCAAUUAUAGAUAGUUCUGUUCAAGAAACUAUGGAAGAAUUACCGCCAAUGCCUCCACUCCCCCCCCUGGAAUGGAGAAUGAGUAAGCUUCAAAUGGGACAUCCAACUUCACAUAUUAAAAUUGCUCAAUCCUAUAUAGGACAAAAUCAGUUCACAGCUCUAACUACAGAUGAGAAGCCUUCAUAUGAUUCAUUAACAGCGAGAGGUGCAACUGUUCAAAAAUCAAGUCUAUUAAGUCCAUUUUUAUCAUUAGAAGACAACUCCGAGCACUGUUUGUCAGUGCAAGUCCCGCCUUUGGAGAAUGAGACCUUUCAUCUUGAUCAGCUUCCAUCAAAAUUGAAGAGGCCUCAGCAUUGUCCACCAAGUUUAGAAAUGGAGACAGAAAAGCCAACCAGCACGUUCUUCUUAGGUUCAACUUCAGAAAGUGAAUCUCAUCAAUGUGAGGACAAAUUUCCUGGAGCUAUAGAGGAAGACUAUGCUCUCAAUCAAGAUAGUCUUACUAUACAAAUGUUGAAUGGUGAGAAGCCAAAGAAAAUUUCUUUGCUUCAGCGGACUAGAGAUCCCUUGAUUGAAGAUGUUGCUUCUCAUGACAAAAGCACGCUGAGAAAGGUAACUGACCUGCUUCAGCCUUCAACUCAGUCAAAGACAGAAGAAAGCAUCACAUUAUUAGAGCAAAUUAGAAACAAGUCCCAAAAUUUGAAGGCAGCUGGAAAUGCUAAACCAAAUCUGAGAGGUCCUCCAACAAAUCCAAAAAUUGCUGCCAUUUUAGAGAAGGCAAAUACUAUUCGCAAGGCAUGUGUAGGAAGUGAUGAUGAAGACGAAGAUGGGCAUGAUUGGAGUGAUUCUUAAUAAUGGUAUUAUACUUGAAAUUUUGUAAUUUUCGUAGCCAAGGUAUCAGUCAUGGACUUCUACAUUUAGGAGUAGCAUAUGGUCAUUUUUCCUUAUAGAUGUACAAUUUGUUUCUUUCUACUUACUCUCCUAGUUUCGCCUUCGAAGUCUGCUGUAUGCUGAGUUAUAGGUUUUGGAGGACAGCAUAAUAAUUUUACCUUUGUAAUAUGAAAUAAACCUUCGUAUUGAGUUGUAAACGUUCUGGGAUGUAUAUAUGGAACAUGAGAAACCUUGAAAUGCUAAAGAUCUUGUAGCCUCUAUGUUU